This is a messenger RNA of Daldinia caldariorum, 2741 nucleotides long. Its product is annotated as calponin homology domain-containing protein. Gene Ontology annotation, biological process: actin filament network formation; actin filament bundle assembly. Bases 344 to 2296 code for a protein of 650 amino acids. NCBI's taxonomy places the organism in Eukaryota, Fungi, Ascomycota, Sordariomycetes, Xylariales, Hypoxylaceae. The transcript is spliced from 4 exons. The record is from RefSeq and is a predicted model, not a curated record. Gene Ontology annotation, cellular component: actin filament bundle; cytoplasm; actin filament. Gene Ontology annotation, molecular function: actin filament binding.
ACCGGGUACAGGUAGUACGUUGGAUGUUACGCAAGUGACUGUGGCGGUGGCUUUUGCCAAGAUCGGCCAAGGUUCAGGAGCAUGAAAUUACAUCAGUGCACAGUGUACCAGUCCGCAUUUCUCCCCUCCCCCAGAAAACACAGCUUUGAGCCUCGAGGAGCUCAUCGUAUCAUCGUAAUUAUCUUACAGUUGCCUGCCUAGCGCAAGCCUAGGUAUACAUUAGGUCUACUUGGCCCCCUUAAAAUCGGAAAUCUACGAUCGCGAUUCUUUCGAUACACCUUUCUCCUAGUCCAACCAACAAAUAAUAACCCUCACUAUUCUCUAAAGAUCAGCUCUGUUAGCCAUGAACGUUAUCAAGCUUCAGAGGAAAUUUCCUCAAUUCGAACAAGGCGAUAUCUUCGGUCUUUCCGAUGCUUUCCGCAAGCUCGAUGUUGAGGAUAAAGGCUACAUUGACGAGGCUACCGCCAUUAAGGCUACUCAGCAAAGCGAGCGACAGCCCUACGAUGUCGUCAGACAGGCCCUAAGAGAAGUCGAACUCGAUGCUUCCCGAAGAGUCGAACUCGAAGACUAUAUUGGCUUGAUCGCUAAACUCCGUGAAUCCUCACCCGCGCAACGGCGUAUGAACACUGGAGGUGCGGCGCCAGUUGCUCCGGCUGGCAUUGUAGCUCAAAGGACAGGCGGACAAGGGCACGCCUCCAAAGGAAGCAUCGGCAAAAUUCACGUUCAAGGUUCCAGUGCCAAUAUUACUCAUACCAUCAACGAAGAUGAGCGAACCGAGUUUACCCGCCAUAUCAAUGCGGUCUUAGCCGGUGACCCUGAUAUAGGGAGCCGACUGCCUUUUCCGACCGACACCUUCGAGAUGUUCGACGAGUGCAAAGACGGUUUGGUGCUAGCUAAACUUAUCAAUGACAGUGUUCCCGAUACCAUCGAUGAACGUGUACUGAACGUCCCCGGAAAGAAGGUCAAAAAGUUGAAUACGUUCCAAAUGACGGAGAAUAACAAUAUUGUUAUCGAAUCCGCAAAAGGUAUAGGUUGCUCGGUCGUCAACAUUGGUAGCGGUGAUAUCAUCGAAGUCCGAGAACAUCUCAUUCUGGGUCUGAUCUGGCAGAUUAUCCGGAGAGGUCUUCUAGGCAAGAUCGACAUCAAACUUCACCCCGAGCUUUACCGAUUGCUCGAAGAAGACGAGACGCUAGAGCAAUUUCUACGUUUACCCCCCGAGCAAAUCCUCUUGCGAUGGUUUAACUACCACCUUAACGCGGCUGGCUGGCAUCGUCGAGUCAGCAAUUUCUCCAGUGACGUUAAGGAUGGAGAGAACUAUGCGGUUCUUCUUGCGCAAAUUGGGAAGGAUUAUGGUUGCAGCAGAGCCCCUCUUCAAACGCGCGAUUUGUUACAACGAGCAGAGGAGGUGUUGGUCGACGCUGACAAGCUUGGCUGCCGAAAGUUCCUGACCCCAAGCUCCCUCGUAGCAGGAAACCCCAAGCUAAACCUAGCUUUUGUUGCCAAUCUGUUUAACACUCAUCCGGCCUUAGACCCGAUCACCGAGGAAGAAAAGCAGGAAGUAGAAGACUUCGAUGCCGAAGGGGAACGAGAAGCGAGAGUAUUCACAUUAUGGUUGAACAGUCUGGACGUACAACCAGCCGUAGUCUCUUUCUUCGACGAUCUCUGCGAUGGUACUGUUCUACUUCAAGCAUACGACAAGGUUAUAAAGGGCUCGGUGAACUGGAGACACGUGAACAAGAGACCAGCAAGCGGUAGCGAGUUGAUGAGAUUCAAAGCCGUCGAGAACACCAAUUACGCUGUUGAACUUGGCAAGCAGAAUGGAUUCUCGCUGGUAGGUAUUCAGGGAGCAGAUAUCACAGAUGGGAACAAGAUGCUCACGUUGGGUCUGGUCUGGCAGCUCAUGCGAAAGGAUAUUACUCUCACACUUUCGGCUCUGGCACAGCGUCUUGGAAAACGGGAGAUAACUGAUGCAGAGAUGGUAAGAUGGGCUAACGACAUGUCCCGAAAAGGAGGACGGAAUUCAUCAGUUCGGUCUUUCAAAGACCCCGCUAUUGCCAGUGGUGUUUUCUUCCUGGAUGUUCUGAACGGUAUGAAGAGCAAUUAUGUCGACUACGAUCUUGUCACACCUGGGCGAACCGACGAAGAAGCAUAUUUGAACGCAAAGCUCAGCAUCAGCAUUGCCAGAAAGAUGGGCGCAACGAUCUGGUUAGUGCCCGAAGAUAUCUGCCAGGUCCGUAGCAGACUGGUUACCACUUUUAUCGGUUCGCUUAUGGCAACUCAUGAGAAGAUGCAGUAGUAGAUUGAGGCUUUGUAUUCUCUUGCGCGAAGGAAGAGAGUAAAUAAAAGGCCUAGAUUACUUCGGAUCCAAAAGGUUGGGGGGUUUAUUUGACCAUGAUAUAUGUGUUAGCUUAGUGGGUGUGACGGCUUGUUUUUUUAGCCUUGCCAAAAUUCCGAAUGCAGAUUUUAUUUAAACAAUUUUUUUUUAACAUUUUCUAUAAAUGAGAAGAGUGAAUAACCUAAUAUCGUAGCUACUUACCUAAAGGUAUGAGCGAUUUUAACCCGUAUUCGGGUUUGCAUCUCAGCUCGGAAGGAAGGGUGUACUACCUAAGAUAAUAGGUCAUUUAUGUACCCGUUUGUAGUGAGGGGGGUUGCACAUUCUUACGUUAGAUUAAUUUACCUAAUAGUUGCUAAGGUAAGGAGGUAGGUAACGAAAUAGCGUGUAUGCAGUGUAACAGCGUAAC